CUCCUCCUCCUUCUCCUCUCCCCCCUCCUCGCUCCGGCAACUGCUGCCUCCAGAGGCGGCUAAGCAGGCCAGACGGGGCCGGCGUGCCCACGCCGCGGUCCCUCACCACUUCAUGAUGUCAAUGUACAGGACUUACUCAGCAGCCGGGAAACUGGGAUUAAACGCCAGCGUCUUCCGCGCCACCAAGUCUGCCAACACGAUCACAAGUUUCGUGGACGGUGCAGAAGACGGACUUUCGCAUUCGCAUUUGAAAAAGCAAAACUACUUGUUCGAUGUAGCGACCUUGUCGGACAAGGAGGAGCUGGUCGGGGCCGAGCUGAGGAUACUUCGAAAAACUCCAGAAGACUUUCGCAAGACGCUGGCGGGCGUGUACGACAUGAAACUCUACUCGUGUUUAACGGCGGGCCAGGCACCCAGAUUGUUGCAGUCGCGAAGGCUGGACGUGCGCUAUUGGGAGAAGACACCAGGGUGGGAAGCGUUUGACGUCUGGAAAGUCUUCAAAUUCCUUCACCCUGCUCAACUCUGCUUUGAACUUCAGGUGACAUCUCGCAGAAGCAAGUUGGAUGUUGACCCGAGGCAAGUGGGGUUUGGUCGCAAGGGGCGACCACCCCACGAGAGGGCUCUUCUCGUGGUCUUCACCAGAACUCGGAAAAGGGAAAACCUCUUCAGCGAAAUGAGGGGGAAGAUUAAGUCUUCGGAAGGGUCGGACGAGGAAGGGAGGCUCCGGUUCAAAGCGAGGAGGAAGAAGAGGACUCCUUUCUCCAAUCGCCACGGCAAGAGACACGGCAAGAAGUCCAAGUCCCGCUGCAGUAAGAAACCUCUCCACGUGAACUUCAAGCAGCUGGGCUGGGACGACUGGAUAAUCGCCCCGCUGGACUACGAGGCUUACCACUGCGAGGGUGUGUGUGACUUCCCUCUCCGGUCCCACCUGGAGCCCACGAACCAUGCCAUCAUUCAGACACUCAUGAACUCCAUGGACCCCAACUCCACCCCUCCCAGUUGCUGCGUGCCCACCAAGCUGACCCCCAUCAGCAUCUUAUACAUCGACGCGGGCAAUAACGUCGUGUAUAAGCAGUACGAGGACAUGGUGGUGGAAUCGUGUGGGUGCAGGUAGCGAAUUGUCCACAACAAACCACCCCCCGACCCCCCUCCCCAAAAUUUGGAGGCAACCGCAAUAACAAGUCUGACCAAGUCGUAGAAUUGAUGCGUUGGAAGGCGGUGAACGCUGUUUCAACUGCACUCAAAAAAAAUAGCACAAGCAUAAUCUAUCUCGCCCAGUGAGAGGUCGAGAGAGAGAGAAACAGAGAAACAGAGAGAUAGAGAGAUAGAGAUAGAUAGAUAGAUAGAUAGAGAGAGAGAGAGAGAGAGAGAGAGAGAGAGAGAGAGAGAGAGAGACCCUGCCCCACUUGGGAGACCUAAACAGCAACCUCUGGUGACCUUGCCCGCCACCCCCAAAAACAAAUCAAGUUCGAGGUGACCUGCAACCUCCUACCACCUCCCACGCAUACGGUGAAAACCUUCCUCGACUAUGAAGAAAACCAGCUUCGACUAGACCUGCGACUAAAAAAAUGAUCGAUUUUUAAAACGGCAACCUAUUUUUAGUUGACGCCGGUUUUAAUCAUGAUGAAAAAAUAGCAGCAACCUAGAUGAAGCCUCGACCACGCGGGAACCACUUUCAUAACCACUUUCGACCAUUAGGGAGAGUGACCAAAACCUCCGGUGACCUCAUGGAAACCUUGGGUGGCGAGCAAGGUCAUCAGAAGUUGCUGUUUAGGUCUCCUAAGUGGGACAGGGGGAUUAAACAGACCUGGAAUAUUCUCUAUAAUUUAUUCACACACCAGUCAUUUAGUUGCUAGCGCACCGAUAUGUUAACACACUACCUACGAUUUACCUGUAAGGUGAUAUGUAACUUGUAUGCACCCGCAUAUUAUAACCGGGCACGAUGUGUCACGUUGCAAGCACAAACCACGUUCACCCAUCCGGUUCCCUCCUGACAGGGACACCAGAGAGACUUUGCUCCAAACACGAGCAAAACAGACGCUAUUCACCAUAUAACGUAGACGGCUGAAAUCCUUAUUGUCAGGGAGAUUCAUUCACGCGAUUGAUUGAAGUGAGAUGUAGGCACAAGACACGGAGCACAUCUGCAAAUACCGUGACUCCAACCCGUCCCUUUCUUGUCUAGCCCCAUUCGCUAGUCUAGUGGUCAAGACACGAAAUAUCGCCCGUAUCCGCGUUCUCCGGAGAUGCUGCCUGACCCGCUCAGUUACUCCAGCGCUUCGUGUCCACGUUCGGUAAAGACACACACACUACCAUUGCGCAUCCGCCGAGGAUGUAUGGAAUGAGCUGCCAGAGGAGGUAGAUGAGGCAGGCACUACAAUGACAUUAGAAAAAAAAACCUCUUGGACAGAUACAUGGAUAGGAUAGGUUUUAGAGUGAUAUGGACCAAAUGCGAGCAGGUGGGACUAGAGUAGAAGGGGCUUCACUGUCGACAUGGGCUAGUUGGGCUGAAGGGCCUGUUUCUGUGCCAGUGUGAAAUUUGUUUAGAUUUGAGUGGUGGUGGGUGUAUGGAACUAGCUGCCCGAGAAGGUAAAGGCCGGGACUAUCGCAAAAUUUAAGAAACAAUUAGACAGGUACAUGGAUAGGGUAGGUUUAGAGGGAUAUGGGCCAAAGGCAGACAGGUGGGACUAGUAUAGAUGGGGUACGAUGGUCGGUGUGGGCAAGUUGGGCCGGAGGGCCUGUUCACUCUAUAAGUGAAAGUUUCACGAUGACUUUCAGACACUACAAAUAUACAUCUCACCCCUUCUUGUACCGGCUAAUGUUAGGGACCCCCCCCAGAUCACAUUUGGGGAUGGCCUUUGGCGGUGACUUGCCCCACUCAGUAGCACACAGGUAAACAUCGACAAAGGUCAACAAACGCUGAAACCCAGCCACCCACCUUCACCAAUCAGUUAAAUUGUCCACAAGCUCAUGAAUUAGAGGCGCAGGAGAUAAAUGAGGUAACUAUGUCAUAUUUUUCCGUCCACAAGCAAGUCUUAAAAGACAUUCAAUGCACUCUGCUUUCCCAUUCAUAAGUUCUUGUUCAUAAGUCAUAGGAACAGAAUUAGGCCAUUCGGCCCAUCAAGUCUACUCCGCCAUUCAAUCAUGGUUAAUCUGUCAAUUCCCUCCUAACCCUAUUCUCCAGCCUUCUCCUCCCCCCCCCCCCCACCCGUACUAAUCAAGAAGCUAUCUAUCUCAGCCUUAAAUAAAUACAAACUGACUUGACCUUCACCACCAUCAGUGGGAAUGAAUUCCACAGAUUCACCACCCUCUGACUAAAUAAGUUAAUGCAGUCGCAUCUGAAUCAACGAGGCAGUGGAAGGGAGAUUAUAUGGGUCUGAAGGAACUGCAGAUGCUGCUUUACAUCGAAGAUAAACACAGAAUGCUGGAGUAACUCAAGCGGGACAGGCAGCAUCUCUGGCGAGAAGGAAUGGAGGCCAAUUGACUGGAUAUUUUCAAGAGAGUUAGAUAUAGCUCUUAGGGCUAAUGGAAUCAAGGGAUGUGGGGAGAAGGCAGGAGCGGAGUACUGAUUUUGGAUGAUCAGCCAUGAUCACAUUGAAUGGCGGGACUGUCAUAUGCCGAGAGAAUGGAGCGGCUGGGCUUGUAUACUCUGGAGUUUAGAAGGAUGAAAGGAUAUCUUAUUGAAACAUAUAUUAUUAAGGGGUUGGGCACGCUAGAGGCAGGAAACAUGUUCCCGAUAUUGGGGGAAUCCAGAACCAGGGGCCACUGUUUAAGAAUAAGGAGUAGGCCAUUUAGAACGGAGACGAGGAAACACUUCUUCACACAGAGAGUGGUGAGUCUGUAGAAUUCUCUGCCUCAGAGGGUGGUGGAGGCGGGUUCUCUGAAUGCAUUCAAGAGAGAGUUAGAUAGGGCUCUUAAAGAUAGCGGAGUCAGGGGAUAAGGGGAGAAGGCAGGAACGGGUUACUGAAUAUGGAUGAUCAGCCAUGAUCACAUUGAAUGGCGGUGCUGGCUCGAAUGGCCUGCUCCUGCACCUAUUGUCUAUUGAAAGGCCGAAUGGCCUACUCCUAUUUUAUGAAUGGGUGACAUUUCGGGCCAAGACCCUUCUUUAGACACUCCAACAUUCUGUGUCGUUCUUUGUAGAUUCUAUUGGGUCCUUCUCCAGCGAUCGUCGCGGUGUACACGGGAAUGGGCACCGAUUCGGACGAAAGCCGAGUUAGAUUAAGUGGAGAGCUGAAACGUCAUCCAUUCCUUCUCUCUAGUGAUGCUGCCUGUCCCGCUGAGUUACUCCAGCCUUUUGUGUCUAUCUUAGAUUAAGCGGAGGCGAGGUACGUUCUUUUAGGAAGGAGGAGACAUUUCUUUAGCCAGAGGGUGGUGAAUCUGUGGAAUUCUUUGCCACAGAAGGCAGUGGAGGCCAAGUCAGUGGAUUUUUUUUAGAAAGCAUAGAUAGAUAGAUCCUUGAUUAGUACGGGUGUCAGAGGUAAUGGGGAGAAGGCAGGAGCAUGGGGUUAGGAGGGAGAGAUAGAUCAGCCAUGAUUGAAUGGCGGAGUAGACUUGAUGGACCGAAUGGCCUAAUUCUACUCCUAUUCCUUAUGACCUUCAGAAGAGACCCCUUUCGUGGGCUGGCACGCGAAGAGCAAAAGGGGAGAGCAGUAGCAAAGACGGAAGAUAGUUUCUAAUGCCUCUUUCCACCUCACCACAUCCUUCAGCAAUGAGUUACCUGUUGAUAUCGAUUGCCUUUUCAAAAGAGGAAAGGAAAAUUGUCCAAAUCACCAGCACCCUCAUUCCUCAACCUCGCCUGAACCAGUAAAGAGAG
Leucoraja erinaceus (little skate) is the source of this 4810-nucleotide messenger RNA. RefSeq names its product growth differentiation factor 6a (gene gdf6a). Gene Ontology annotation, molecular function: cytokine activity; growth factor activity. Bases 113 to 1114 code for a protein of 333 amino acids. NCBI's taxonomy places the organism in Eukaryota, Metazoa, Chordata, Chondrichthyes, Rajiformes, Rajidae. The record is from RefSeq and is a predicted model, not a curated record. Gene Ontology annotation, cellular component: extracellular region. The transcript has 2 exons. Gene Ontology annotation, biological process: BMP signaling pathway; SMAD protein signal transduction.